AAGAGGGCCCUCAGGAACACUGAUCACCUUGGUCCACGGAGGGAAGAAUUUGGCCGUGCUAUUUCAGUGUCGUUUCUCUCUGGUGACUUCAUGUAAGAACUUUUCUCUGGAAACAGGAAGUCAAUUGCCUGCCAAGUUCAGCACUGGGAGUAACAGACCAUGUUCCAACAAACCCCAGUCCUAGCUAUAACCCCAGAGCUUAGGCCAAUUUAUUGCUUCCAAGUCCUGACCUCCCUCCCCCUUCAUCCAUGUGGCAAAUUUAUCCCCACCUAAUCUCUUCCCCUGACCCAUAAAAGCUGUUUUUCCAUUGCUCAAACAAGGGAUUCCAUCCAUCCACAAAACUCUCUAAGUCUCCCUCCCCCAACUCUGGGACUGCCCCCACCUUCUCCGUUCAGUUCUCCCUGGGUAUUGCUGUUAGCUGUGAAGUGUCAGCAGCCAUGCUUUCUUUGCCUGGGAGACUGGAACACAUUCUUUCUCCUCUUGGGCUUGUGAAGGGGGUGGAGGGUAGAUCUUAAGAUUAGGAGAAGGUCCAACUUUGGGGGCACCUGAGAAAUAGGACAAUAUCUCCUUUCCUCCUCCCUCUUUUUUUCAAGUUCCCUUUUACUUUUCCUUUACGUAACUUUCUUCCUCCUUUCUCUCUCUCCUCCCAACCCCCUUCACUCAGUCACUCUUGGUUGUGAUACACAGCUGCUGGAAGGGUCCUCAGGCUAGUCAUGUCUCCUUUGCUAUCUCCCAGGUCCCUCCCUGGGCAAAUAGGGGGUCCAAGGCAGGACCCAGCACUUUCGUUUUCUCUUUGGUUGAGUUGGGGGACAGCCCUAGGGGUGGCAGCUUGUGUGGUGGCACUUCUAACUCAGCAAGCAGAGCUCCAGGCCCUGAGGGGAGAGGUGGCCCAGCUGAAAGGGAAUGGAGGGUCUCACCAGAAGGGACAUAGGCAACCCUUGCUGAUCCCCCAGAAACAGGACACUGAUGAACUGGAAGCUUUGAAGCAUGAGGAAAUAUCUCGAAGGAAAAGAGCAGUUAUCAUCCAAGAACAUCGGCACAAGAGGAAACGUUCAGUUCUGCACCUUAUUCCCAUUAACAGUACCUCCAGAGAGGAUUCUGAUGUGACAGAGAUAAUGUGGGAGCCCGCACUGAGGCAUGGUGGAGGUCUGGAACCACAAGGACAUGUUGUUGGAGUCCGGGAGACUGGAAUGUAUCUCCUGUACAGCCAGGUGCUGUUUCAUGAUGUAACUUUCACCAUGGGUCAGGUGGUUUAUCGAGAGGGCCAAGGAAGGGAGAUCCUAUCCCGCUGUGUCUGUAGCAUGCCCUCUGAACUCCACCAGGCCUAUAACAGCUGCUAUACUGCAGGUGUAUUCCAGCUAUACCAAGGGGACAUUUUGAAUCUCAUAGUUCCUCGGGCAGGAGCCAAACUUGAUCUUACUCCCCAUGGUACUUUCUUGGGUUUGGUGAAACUUUGAGCAUAGAGAAAAGGGGUGGACAUAUACAUGCUAGAGACAGCCAAAGGGUAGACUGGGCAGAAGCUGGUACUUUAGAACACAGACUAUUUCCUGGUUUUGACAUAAUUCUCUUUUCCCUUUUCCUUCUAUUCUUCAUUCUUUUCUCCCCACUCCAACAGACAAACUUAGGGUUGAAGGAUAAAAGACCUGAUUUUUCUCCUUAUCACCAUCUGAACCCCAAUUCUUUAGGGCAACUUACUUUCCAACCUAUCAUAUACUACUGGAAUUCUUCCAUAAUAGCAGUACCAUCUAGUGGCAAGUUAGAGACAUUGCUUCUCAGCUCAUUUUAACUCCACAAUGCUAAAAUAUUAAAUAUAUUCCCAGUAUCCCAUAUUUCAAAAUUCCUUACUUCAGUCUAUUUUUAUACAUUCUAUAAUGCCUCAUUUUUCUACUCCAUAUUUCAUCAUCUUUAUUGUAAAUGCAUUUAUUAAGCAGUCACACCCUUUGUAUAUGUUUUUUCAGUUGUAAAAUGAAAGAACUGAAUCAGAUGUCUAAAUCCUAAGACCUAUUUGCAUAAUACACUUGGAUAAUGUCAGAGAAUUAUAGAUUUUAAAGCUGUAAAAUUUUACAAAUGAAGAAACUUAAAUCCAAACACAAGGUAACCCACUCAAGGUUACACAGAACUAAGUAGUAUUCCCCUUUUAUCUUUCAAUAUUGCAAUCCUAGCUUUAGGUAAUUUUUACUUUUUUUUUAACCCUUACCUUCCAUCUUAGAAUCAAUACUGUGUAUUGGU
Molecule: messenger RNA, 2229 nt
Organism: Gracilinanus agilis (Agile Gracile Mouse Opossum)
Lineage: Eukaryota; Metazoa; Chordata; Mammalia; Didelphimorphia; Didelphidae
Gene: TNFSF13
Product: TNF superfamily member 13
Exons: 6
Coding region: 714-1457 (247 amino acids)
Biological process (GO): positive regulation of isotype switching to IgA isotypes; immune response
Cellular component (GO): membrane
Molecular function (GO): receptor ligand activity; tumor necrosis factor receptor binding
Source: RefSeq, a predicted model, not a curated record